AGAAUGGAUUAAUCCAAACAAUGAUUUAACAUUAUUUUAUAAUAUUACAAGAGCAAACGCAGCAGUUGUAGUAUUGGCUAGGAAUUCAGAGUUAUACCAGUUAUUGGGAGCAAUGAGAGAAUUGGAAGAUAGAUGGAAUAAAAAAUACAAUUAUCCAUAUGUAUUCCUAAAUGAUCACAUGUGGAGUUAUCCUUCAUGGAUAAAUCAGACAAAAGCAGCUGAAAGUCGAGCAGAAAUGGAGGCAAAUAGUAUAAUAUAUGGUGGAUCAGAAUCAUAUCGACACAUGUGCAGAUUCAAUUCAGGGUUUUUCUUUCAACAUCCACUUUUAUUACCUUUUGAUUAUUAUUGGAGAUUAGAGCCAUCUGUUAAUUUUAUGUGCGAUAUCGAUUAUGAUCCAUUUUUAUUUAUGCAAAAGAACAAAUUAGUUUACGGAUUUACUAUUAGUUUGCUGGAAUAUCAAUCUACCAUUCCUACACUUUGGGAUGCCGUAAAACAGUUUAUAAAAGAAUAUCCACAUCAUAUUAGUGAGAACAAUACAAUGAAGUUUAUUAGUAAUGAUCAUGGAUCAACUUACAAUUUAUGUCACUUUUGGAGUAACUUUGAAAUUGGUGAUUUAAAUUUUUGGAGAACCAACCAAUAUCAAGAUUUCUUUAAUUACUUAGACAAGUCAGGAGGAUUUUUCUAUGAACGUUGGGGAGAUGCACCUGUCCAUUCAAUUGCUGUAGCACUAUUUGCUCAAAAAUCACAAGUUCAUUUUUUCAAUGAUAUAGCAUAUUAUCAUGCACCAUUUCAACAUUGUCCAACGGAAAAAGAAUAUCAUGAUAGUGGAAGAUGUCAUUGUGAUCCGGAGCAAAACUUUGGUAUAGUCUUAUUAAUUUAA
Molecule: messenger RNA, 880 nt
Organism: Scutellospora calospora
Lineage: Eukaryota; Fungi; Glomeromycota; Glomeromycetes; Diversisporales; Gigasporaceae
Source: the annotation of a GenBank genome assembly